Messenger RNA from Apus apus (common swift), 2747 nucleotides. It is a transcript of the gene FBXO4, whose product is annotated as F-box protein 4. Lineage: Eukaryota; Metazoa; Chordata; Aves; Apodiformes; Apodidae. Gene Ontology annotation, biological process: protein polyubiquitination; SCF-dependent proteasomal ubiquitin-dependent protein catabolic process. Bases 1 to 1155 code for a protein of 384 amino acids. Gene Ontology annotation, molecular function: protein binding. The transcript is spliced from 7 exons. The record is from RefSeq and is a predicted model, not a curated record. Gene Ontology annotation, cellular component: SCF ubiquitin ligase complex.
AUGGCGGGCGGCGGGGCUGAGGAGCGGGGCGGGUUGGAAGCGGCUGUGCGGGGUGGGCUGCGCGUCCUGCGGGAGCGCUGGGCGCGAGGGGUCCGCGAACGCGGCGGUACGGCGGAUCCCCCGCGCCCAGCGCUCCCGCAGGACGCGGAGGAGGUGAGCGCCCUGCAGGCGCUGCCGAUCGACGUGCAGCUGAAUAUCAUGUCCUACCUCUCCCCACAAGAUCUGUGUCAUUUGGGGAGCACGAGUAGCUACUGGAGGGCGGCUGUGCGAGAUCCGUUGUUGUGGAGGUGUUUUCUCCUGAAGGAUAUCCCCUUUUGGACAUCUGUUGAUUGGAAGUCGCUCCCAGAUGUGGAGGUUUUUAAUAAAGCCUUUUCAGAGGUCAACGAUGAUGCACUGUAUGAUUACAUGGCAAUAUAUAAGAAAAGCUGUCCUCAGGGUAGAAGAAGCUUGAAAUCGAGCCGUUCCCGGUACGGGGCAGUGACUUCCUUUUUGCAGUCUCUGGUCACUCUGGCAGAACCUCGCUUUGCUAUGUUUGGACCAGGUUUGGAAGAGCUGGAUGACUCUUUAGUGCAAAAGAUGAUGACACGCCCAGACCUUCUGCAGGUAGCUGGCCUACCUCAAAGACAAAUUGAUGGAAUUGGAUCAGGAGUCAGUUUUCAGUUUAAUAACUAUCAAAAAUUCAAUAUUCUGACAUUGUAUUCAACCACCAGUGUGGAAAGGAGGAGAGCAAGGGAAGAGCAAGCUGUUGCUGUGAAUAAGAUGUUCUACCAAGAGAACAGCAUAGUGGGGAAUCAGCAAGCCAUGCACUAUGCUGUAAUAGCUCAAGUGAAAAAGGUGUGCCAAGUAGUUGAUGGAUUCAUUUAUGUUGCUAAUGCAGAAGCUCAUAAAAAGCAUGAUCGUCAAGAGGAACUAGCUCGUAUUUUGGCAAUGAUUGAUCCAGCCCUCGGGCCUCCAAACAGACCUCUGCUAGUUUUGUCUUGUAUCUCUCACGGUGGUGUGAAAAGAAUUCCAUGUGUUUACAUGGCACACCAGUUGCAACUAAAUCUGCUACGUCAACCCUGGAUGGUAAGGGACACUGUAGCUGCAACAUUAACUGGAUUGCUACGUGGAAUUGAGUGGCUUCUGGAAGAAACAAAUAGUAGAAAUUCACAGUAAUGGAACUGUGCAUUGUUUUACUGUACAGAGAUUUUGGUAGUUCAGAUGAAGUGAGAAUCUUGUCCUGACAGCACUGUCAGAAUGGGGAUUUAUAAGGCAAAAUCUGCAUAUAUAUUUCAUAACAUUUACUUCAAUAAUUAGAAUUAUUCCACUUGUAGUCCUGAAUAAGAAGUACAAGUGGAAUUGCUUGAUUUCAGCAGCUGAUGAUCCACUGAUUCUGAGGGGCAAUCUGGGUGUUUUGCUUUUUUUUGUUUCAAGCUGGCAUCUUCAGGGUGCAAACUUUUCUCAGUAUAUCUGAUAAUCUGAUGCCUUCUGUAAAUAUGCCUAAUACUAGGUUAGUUCAUCAACACAGCCUUGAUAGGGCUGUGGUGCACAUCACACCUUUAGUUAGUGUAGUCAGGGGAGAUCUUGACAGUGGCAGUUCCCAACCAAAGAAAAUACACUGUAUGUGGUACUGUAGUAGGUUGACAAAAAGACUAUCUCUUUCAAAAGAGCAAAUUCCUCUGUAUUUUUUUCCAGAACAAAUGCCUAAACAAGAAAUAGUGACUGUGGGAGAGUUGUCAGUCCAGACAGAAACUCUUAGAAGCAAACAAACAAACUACUGUGUAUGAAUUGGUUGCUUCUUAUUUUUUAUUUUAUUAACCAACUGUAACAGACUUGAGCGUCUUCUGCUCUCUGUCGCAGUUAAAUUAUUAGCUAGAAUGGGACAUACCUAUGAUGUGAUUAAUAGAUGUUAAACAGAAUCAUUAGCACAUCAGGACACUUACCGAAUACAUAGGUCUUACCAGUUACUCAACUUGUCGUGGCCAUUUGCAGAUAUGAAAUGUACUCAGCUUGAAAUUUUCUACACAGUUGCAAAUAGUUUUGUAAAAAGUAGUACAGCAUUUUAGAGCUGGAAUUGCAUUUUCCAGAUUGAUGUCCUUUGGGAUAGUCCCAGUCUUUCACAUUUUUAAUGUUUUUUUAACUAUUGGAAAAUUCCCUUACUGGGAAUUUCAGAAACUUGCCUUGGAUUUCUUGCCUAUGCAUGUAUUUGUUUCAUUCUGGGAUUUUUAUUUUUUUUUUCCCUCUCCACAGAAAUUCAAUAGUCUCACAAGUUUUUCAAGAUACCCAGAUAAAUGACUGCAUGGCACACAUUGAGCUGUAACUGCCCUCAAUGUGGUAAAUGUGUGGGAUGCUCAACACAGCUAUGUCAUAACCGUUACAUUUGAGAAGGUGUGUUUUGUUUUGGUGUGGGUUUUUUAAUGAAUUAGGGCAGACACAGGAAUUGUUGUGUUGGGUUUUUUUAUCUUUACACACAAUUAAUUCAGCUUUCUAGAUGUUUUUGUAUGCCUUUCAAUCGGGACAUGGGACUUUCAAGGAAAAAUCUGUGGGAAGCUUAAUGAUAGUUCUUGUAUUUGGGAGAAAAUUUCAUGCUUUGUGACUGGGUGUAUGUUACUUUCCUGCUAGUUCAUAAUAAUUCUGUAAUGAUCUGCCUAUAGAGGGUUGAAUGCAGCAACCUGUUGCUAUGUUAGCUCGUAUAAAUACGUCUUUUUUAUGCAAGACCCUUGUUCUGCUUUCUUCAUAAUGAGUAAAUUAUUUUUUAAAGAAUGGUA